Molecule: messenger RNA, 2088 nt
Organism: Penicillium salamii
Lineage: Eukaryota; Fungi; Ascomycota; Eurotiomycetes; Eurotiales; Aspergillaceae
Source: the annotation of a GenBank genome assembly
AUGAGUCCCACGUCCAACAGAGGAGAUUCACCAGGUGGUGAUGAGGGGAUCUGGCACCCUGCUCUUGAGUGGCUAGAAGAAGAUGAACAGGAUGUCGACUAUACCCCCCACCCCGAACCCAAUCACGUCGAGGCAUGGGUGGACGAGAUGCCAAUCGAGGAUGAAGCAAUGGGCAUGGGGGUUACAGGAAACACCCGAAGCAUCAAUAUCGGCAAUGUCCAGAUCUUACUCCCACAUGAUGACGCCGCGGGCGAGGGCCACAUAGAUCAUUCUGCUCGGAUCCUUGAAAUACUUGCCAGCACCCAAGGAUUGCAAAACAUUCUUCGGGCCAAUGGCUGGCCCAUGCAAUUGCAAGAGGAGGGUGAAUUUGAAAGCGACGAUGAUUCCGAAAGCGACGAAGAUGACGCCGAUUAUGAGGAGCGCUUUAUGUCGCGAUACCGCGCAAGAGCCUACCGGACCAGACGGGGCAGGCCAACCAGGCCCCCAGCUGAACUACCCCCGGUGCCUAACCCCGAAGGGAAGAAACUGAUGAGCGAGGGUCACUUUGGCACUGACCAACAUUAUGUCGACCGCAAUAAGCAACGCAAAAAUGGAUUAGCCACAAACCUCAUGUGGCGAGAACUAGGUGUUGAUGUCCACGGGGUGCGAAAGCGAGCGAACCAGGCCAUUUCCCAGAGCUUGAUUCCAGGCUCUGUCGCAGAUAGAAUCAUUCAUUACGAUACACGAAGUUACUCCGGCCAAUUCUCGGAUGACGGAAACUUCUUCUUUUGCUGCGCACAGGAUUUCAAGGUUCGAAUGUACGACACUUCUAACCCCUAUGACUGGAAAUAUUACAAAACCGUCGAAUAUCCAUUUGGCCAAUGGACCAUCACCGAUGCAACCCUGAGCCCGGACAAUCGUUUCCUAGUGUACAGCUCAAUACGAAGCCAGGCAUAUAUGGCUCCGACGGACCCAGAGGAUGAUUCAGAUCCCACUGGUCUCGACUUUUCAACUAUGCCAGGUCAAUCGCGACGGGGAAGUUCACAUUUUGGAAUUUGGUCCCUUCGAUUCUCCGGAGAUGGCCGGGAGGUUGUCGCAGGCACGUCAGAAGACUCGGUCAUCGUUUAUGAUUUGGAGACGAAACAGCCAGUUCUGAAUCUGCGAGACCGACAUGGACAUCAUGUCAAUGCAGUUUGCUACGGUGAUACAUCAUCGCCGCAUAUCUUAUAUUCCGGAUCCGAUGACACAACCCUGCGAGUCUGGGAUCGCCGAUCUAUGGGCGAUGGACGUGAAGCCGGUGUCUUCCUGGGUCAUACUGAGGGUCUUACCUACGUCGAUAGCAAAGGCGAUGGUCGAUACGUCCUGUCCAACAGCAAAGACCAAACAAUGAAGCUUUGGGACUUGCGGAAGAUGAUGACAUCUUCCAGUGUAGAGAAUCUCGACCCAUAUGGGUACACGACUGGAUUUGACUACCGUUUUGAAUCGUACCCAGAGGAUUUCCGCAGAAACGCCCCAAGUGACUGCUCGGUUGUCACCUAUCGGGGCCAUCAUGUGCUCAAGACAUUGAUCCGAUGUCAUUUCUCGCCACCGGAUAGCACAAACUCACGCUAUGUGUACAGCGGAAGCGAGGAUGGUAAGGUCUAUGUCUACAACAUGGAUGCCACUCUAGCCGGCACGAUUGACGUCGGAGAAGCGACUGUCAACUCCCGGCCACGGGGGCCAGAUACUUACGCCACGGCUUAUGAGAUGGGUGGUGAAACGAUGUGGAGGACUUGUGUUCGAGAUGCCAGCUGGCACCCGAAUGCACCAGUUUUAGCAGGUGAGUACUAUCUCGUGUUUUUCAAGACCUUGCUAAUUCAGUGUAUAGCAACUUCCUGGAACGGCUGGGGCCUCUCCACUGGAACAUGUACCGUUCAUUCAUGGAACGAUGGCGCCAGCGCAGACGAAGGGUACCCGCCCUUGGGCAAGAGUUACGAUGACAAGUUGCGCUACGUCCCGGAGUUCAACGAUUACCGUGACAAUGCUCCCUUUGGUCGACCCCAGCGCCCAUUACGCAGUCGACCCGUUCGCCGGAUGGUUGACGAGGAUGCUGAUCCUGACGCAUGGUAG